Messenger RNA from Rotaria sp. Silwood2, 985 nucleotides. The record is from the annotation of a GenBank genome assembly. NCBI's taxonomy places the organism in Eukaryota, Metazoa, Rotifera, Eurotatoria, Philodinida, Philodinidae.
AUGAUGAUUAGUACACGUCUAUCAUCACGUUCAUUUCAAUCAAUGAUAAAUGAUGAAACUUUAUGUGAUGAUUUAACAACAUUAAAUCAAAAUUCCUCAUCAUCAAUUUUAUAUCAUACUUUGAAUAUUCAUUGUAUCAGUGAAGAAUAUAUACUUCGAAAAAGCAAUAUUUUAUCAUCAUCUCAUAUCGAUGCACUUUUUCUUAAUUGGCCAAGUUUAACACGUAUUCAUGAAAAACUUGCUAAUGCAUUAUUAACUGCUUUAAAAACUGAAGGCGAACAAAUAUCUAUUGGAAACGUUUUAUGUCAAUUGAUAAUUAAAAAUUUUCUUAGAAAACGAAAACAACAAACUUAUGGAAUAGGUAUGAUGAGUGAUGCAAAUAUUUUAACAUUACCAUUACAACGUAUUGCUAAAUAUCCAUUUAUGAUCUAUCAAAUUUUAAAAACUACAUCUAAUGAUCAUCAUGAUCAUAAUCAAUUACAUAAUUCAUUAAAACAAGCAAAUGCAUUACGUGAAACAAUAAAUAAUGCUAUUGAUGAAGAAAUAAAUCGAACAAAAUUUCAAUGGUUACAAAAACAUGUUGAUUGUACAAAACUAAAUGAAGUAAAAUUAAAAAUCAAAAAGAAAUUUUUUUAUGAUCGAAGUUUUUCUCUUGUUAGACAAUCAUAUUUGAUUCAUUCAUUCAUUUUCGUGAACAAAGAAAAUUAUUACAUUAUAGUCACAUACGAUUGGUAUUCAUUAAUUCUUUUGUUUCUCUUGUAAUUUAGGUUUUUUUCAAUUGUAGUCAAUGUCAACAAAUAAUCUUUUAUAUGUUAUGUUAUUCAAUGAUUUUUUACUUUUAACUCGUAUAAAACGACCAUUCAUCAAGGGGGAAAAAGCGAUACUUCAUCUACUCCCAUACUUUUGGAAGUACAAUGGGAGUACAGUGGGAGUACGAUGGGAGUACAGUGGGAGUACAGUGGGAGUACAGUGGGAGUACAGUGGG